Nestor notabilis (Kea) is the source of this 1055-nucleotide messenger RNA. It is a transcript of the gene LAYN, whose product is annotated as layilin. The transcript has 5 exons. Lineage: Eukaryota; Metazoa; Chordata; Aves; Psittaciformes; Psittacidae. The record is from RefSeq and is a predicted model, not a curated record. Gene Ontology annotation, molecular function: hyaluronic acid binding. The annotation marks the transcript as partial.
GACAGACAGUUUGUCGUCGUGGAACAGAGCCACCAUGCUACAAAAUAGUUUAUUUUCAUGAUGCUUCACGCAGGAUCAGCUAUGAAGAAGCACAGCUUGCCUGCAGAACUGAUGGUGGACAUCUAGUCAGCAUUGAAACAGAAGCAGAGCAAAGACUGAUUGAAAGAUUCAUUGACAAUCUCUUAGCUUCUGAUGGAGAUUUUUGGAUAGGGCUUAGGAGGAAAAAGGAGGAGGUAGACAAUAGUACAGACUGUCAGAACCUCUACUUCUGGUCAGAUGGCAGUUCAUCCAACUUCCGGAACUGGUAUGUAGAUGAGCCAUCCUGUGGGAGUGAAAUCUGUGUUGUGAUGUACUACCAGCCAUCUGCCCCACCAGGUGUCGGAGGUCCUUACAUGUUUCAAUGGAAUGAUGACAGAUGCAACAUGAAAAAUAACUUCAUUUGCAAAUAUUCUCUUGGUAAUGAGUCAUUCUGUAGCUUUGAAAACCCAACCUGCUCCCAGUCCCUAAGGGGAAGCAUUGCAACAGAGCCCUUAAAGCCAGUAUUCCCAGAAGAACGCCAUAAGAAAGAUACUAAUGUAACAGCUGUGGAAGCCAAAGAACCUGUUCAGAGUCUUGCCUACAUCCUUAUUCCCAGUAUUCCUGUGCUGCUGCUCCUGAUGGCUGUUACAGCUAUCUUUUGGUUUUGGCUUGUCAUGAAGCGGAGACAGGAGCGAAUAGAUGCAAGCCCAAAAGAGGAAGAUGCAUGGCUGUCUAACCACAGCAGGAACAGUCCAAAUCUGGAUAUUUACAAAGUCAUCAAAAAGCAAUCAGAAGCCGAUUUGGCUGGAACCAGGCCUGACACUAAGAAUUCUUCCUUCCGUAAACAGGAAGAUAAGGUGCUUGACAAUUUCCCCAGGGAUUACGAUGGUGCAGCAAUGAAUACAUCGAGUGGUGGUGUGACGUUGGCCAGUAAUGAAAGUGGCUUUGUGACCAAUGAUAUCUAUGAGCUGUGCGGACAUCAUGUGGGGAGAAGCAAGGAAUCGGCCUGGGUAGAGAAUGAGAUUUAUGGAUAUUAA